This is a messenger RNA of Trichoplusia ni (cabbage looper), 7675 nucleotides long. It is a transcript of the gene mon2, whose product is annotated as protein MON2 homolog. The transcript has 40 exons. Bases 128 to 5017 code for a protein of 1629 amino acids. Lineage: Eukaryota; Metazoa; Arthropoda; Insecta; Lepidoptera; Noctuidae. The record is from RefSeq and is a predicted model, not a curated record.
AUUCAAGUGACACGUUUUUGAACUGAAAAUUGUGAUGUCGAUUGUGUACAUGGCAUAAAUUCAAUUUCUGUAAUUUUUUACGUGAUUAAUAAUGUGUAUAAGUGAAUUAUCACAAAUAAUUUAAAUAAUGGCGUUCGUAAGCGCUGUUACCGGUGAUGACUCCACGAAGAAAUUCAUGGAAGUCCUCCAAAGUGAUUUCAAGACAUUGAGUUUGGAGACCAAGAAGAAAUAUCCUCAGAUAAGAGAGGCAUGUGAUGAAGCAAUAGAAAAGCUAUCUUUGGCAUCAAAUAAUCCGCAAGCCUCAUUAUACGGAGUGGUCAACCAGAUUCUAUACCCAUUAGUACAAGGCUGCGAGUCCAAGGAUCUCAAAAUUAUAAAGUUCUGCCUAGGAACGAUUCAGCGUUUGAUCGCCCAGCAAGGUAUAGACGCCAAAGGAGCCAGACAUGUGGUCGACUGUCUCUACAACUUGGGACAGGCCGGAGUGCUGGAGCUGAAGCUACUGCAGACCGCUGCGCUGCUGAUGACCACAUCAGAUCUAGUGCAUGGAGAUACAUUAGCUAGGACGAUGGUGAUGUGCAUGCGCAUGGUGUCUCCGUCGGAGAGUCGUGACGUCAGCACGAGCCACGCGGCCGCCGCCACCGUGCGACAGCUCGUCGCGCUCGUCUUCGAGAGGGCGCUGGCCGAAGCCGAUGGGACGCUUAAAGUGAACCCCGCCGAUAUAAGGCCACAGACGAAUAAUAAGGCGCCGAAGGACCUCAAACCUUGUGCUGUCGAUGCUUACCUCAUACUACAGGAUAUAAUACAGUUAGUGAAUGGUGAUUCGGCGCACUGGCUGGUCGGCAUCUCGGACGUGCCCAAGACCUUCGGCUUGGAGCUCCUAGACACAGUACUGACUGACUUCUCGCCUGUGUUCUUUAAGAUAGCUGAGUUUCGGUUUUUGCUUAAAGAACACGUGUGUGCUUUAAUCAUCAGACUAUUCUCACCGAAUGUCAAAUACAGGGCCGCCUUCACGUCGCUGCACAUCCCGGGCGCGGGCGCGGCGGGCGCGGGCGGCGCGGCCCCCGAGCGGCCUCACUUCCCCGUCACCAUGCGCCUGCUGCGCCUCGUGUCCAUCAUCGUGCACAAGUACCACGCCGUACUGGUGACCGAAUGUGAGAUAUUCCUGUCUCUCACGAUAAAGUUCCUGGACCCCGACAAGCCGAUGUGGCAGCGAGCCUUAGCUUUGGAAGUGCUGCACAAAAUGACCAUACAGCCGAACCUCCUGAAAGCCUUCUGCGAGUGCUACGACAUGAAGCCGCACGCCACCAACAUAUUCCAGGACAUUGUGAACGCGCUCGGGGCCUACGUGCAGAGCCUGUUCGUCGCAUCCAAUGUUAAUACUGCGGCCGGAUCAUCAGGUAUACCCCAGCAGUCUGGUUUCUACUGGAAGGGAGUCUGGUUGCCGCUCUGCGUCACCUUCGAACCCGGCACUGCAAAAUCUGUAUACAUAGAGAUGCUAGACAGAGCGGAAGCGCCGACGAUACAGGAUGGUUACGGCAUCUCCGUGGCCUACGCGUGCCUCAUGGAGAUCAUUCGGUCCAUCGCUAUUAGUAUAGAGGGCGCUGAGUACUUCAGAUUACAAGAAAUGUACGAAGAUAUACAAAACGACACAGAAGAAAGAGAAGUCAAUUCAAAUAAAAAUGGAAGCAAUAAAGAUUCUGAGAAUAAAACACAAGAUAAAUUAAUAACGAACAAUUCACACAACGGGGAAGCUGAUCAGAACUCCAACGUGGUCCAGAAGAUAGAAGAUGAUGUACAGGAUAAAGAGAAGCAGCUACGGUUGCAGUUAUUAAAGUCUUCAUGGUGCGGCCUAGUGUGGGGUCUAUCAGUGCUUGCCGAAGCGAGUAUCGGUGAACUGGAGAACAUACUGCGCGCCAUACAGACGCUGGCGAGGGUCAGCGGUAAGGUGGGUCACGCGACGGGUCGCGACGCGUGCGUGAGCGCGCUGUGCCGCUGCGCGCUGCCGGCGCAGUACGUGGUGCCGGCGCUGGGCGCGCUGGGGGCGCUGCCGUGCCCCUGGCGCCGCGAGCCGCCGCCGCCGCCCGACCCCGACUACAGGCACCAGGUGGUCUGGGUCGGCACGCCGCUGCCCUCCGCCUCGCUGCCCACCGGUCAACAGCAGUCCUUCGUGAUGGUGACCUCCCGUCACGUGACGGCUAUGAAAGCACUACUGUGUGCUGCACAGCGUGAUGGAGACACGAUCCAGCAGGCCUGGCUACCAGUCCUCACCACAUUGCAGCAUUUGGUUUGGAUCUUGGGUUUGAAGCCGUCUACCGGCGGCAGUAUGAAGGCAAGCCGCGCAAGCGCCGACGCAAACGCAGUCAUGAGCACUUCCGCUGUCAUGGCCGACCUGCCUGGUCAGCAAGUUCCCGUGGCCGAGUCUCUCGGAGUUAUGAGUGCCCUAUCGGCUAUGCUCUCUCGCGUGUUCGAGUCCUCAAAGAACUUGGAUGACGUGGCGCUGCACCAUUUGAUCGACGCUCUCUGCAAAUUAUCCAACGAGGCUAUGGAGUUGGCGUACUCUAAUCGGGAACCAUCGUUGUUCGCGGUUGCUAAAUUAUUAGAGACAGGACUAGCGAAUAUGCACAGGAUAGAAGUUAUGUGGAGGCCGAUAACUAAUCAUUUGUUAGAGGUCUGCCAACACCCUCACAUCAGGAUGCGAGAGUGGGGUGUCGAAGCCAUCACUUAUUUAGUACAAGCAGCUUUCCAGUACCACCACAAUAACCCCGUACUUGUCACCGAGGCUCGGGAACGUCUUCUUCUAGAGCCUCUGUCUGAGUUAUGCGCAGUCCGGCAAUGCGACGUGCGCGCGAGACAGUUGGAGUGUGCAGCCAGGCUCCUGCACUCCCGAGGAGACCAGCUCGGGGCCGCCUGGCCGCUCAUGAUGGAGAUCAUCUCCGCCAUCUCCUCACACCACAGCGAGCAGCUGAUCCGCUCGGCGUUCCAGUGCGCGCAGGUGGUGGCGGGCGACCUGCUGGGCUGCGCGGGCCCGCGCUGUCUGCGCCAGGUGCUGGCCGCCGCCGCCGCCUUCGCCACGCAGACCAAGGAGCUCAACAUCAGUCUCACUGCUGUGGGACUCAUGUGGAACAUAUCAGACUACCUGUACCACAACCGCGACAAGCUGGUGCUAGCGCUGGCGUCGGACGCGGCCGUCUGCCCCGAGGUGCCCAACCACGCCGAGCUGCCGCCGCUCGACAAGCUGUGGAUGUGUCUCUACAUCAGGCUCAGCGAGCUGUGCACGGAGGCCCGGGCGCCGGUGCGGCGCGCGGCCAGCCAGACGCUGUUCAGCUGCAUCGGCGCGCACGGGACGCUGCUCAGCAAGCCGGCCUGGCGCGCGCUGCUGGCUGUGCUCUUCCCCAUGCUCGAGGAGGUCCAAAAACAGUCGAACAUAGCAAGCUCUGAAAAGGUGGACACUGGCGAACACAUCCUGAUUCAUCACACGAGAAACACGGCCCAGAAACAGUGGGCUGAAACACAGGUGCUGACUCUAUCAGGAGUGUCGAGGGUUUUCCACUCGAGGUUCCAGCUCCUCACGACUGUGGGAGACUUCAAUAGAUCCUGGACGGCUUUACUGGACUAUAUCACGGACUUCGCCUUGAGGAGAAGUCAUGAGGUGUCAGUGGGCGCCCUGAAGUCUUUCCAAGAGGUGGUCUCGGCGGCGGGUCGCGCGACGGACGUGGACCCCGCCCUCAUGAAGCGCGUGUGGGCGGCGGCCUGGGCGGCCUGGACCAACAUCGCUGCUUCCUCGCAUUCUGAACCGCCACCGUCAGAAGACGGCAAGCCGGUGGAGGUUUACGCCCCCUCACAGAACUUCCUCACCACGCUGGUGCAGAUCUUCCCACUCAUCUUCCAACACAUACGGCCCACGUUCACAGCAGCGGACGUGACCCAGCUAGGCCAGUGCCUGUCUCACGUGUGCAGUACGGAGCCGUCAGCGGCCGCGUCCGCGCUGGACUCGCUGGCGGCCGCUGCGCCCGUCAGCCUGCACGCGCUGCACUGUCUCGACAUCGUGCAUAAGGAAGCCCUCCAGCGCCACGAGCUGCUGGCGGCCCUGUUCGGCGCGCUGACGUCGCUGGCGGCGUCGUGCAGCUCGCGCGCGGGCGGGGCGGCGCCGCGCUGCCUGGCCGCCGCCGCCGCGCUCUACCGCGCCGCGCCCGCCGCCGCCUGCCACGUGCUGCCGCACCUGCUGCUGGCGCUGCAUUCCUCCGUUCUCAAGUAUGGACAAGACAAGCGGCGGAAAACCGCGGAACAAAUGGAAGAGACUGCACAGAUCUCAUCGUUAUUAUUACAGGUAUUAAGCACUGGUCUCCCGCUCGCGCGAGAGAGCCCGGAGGAGUACAAAGAGUUCUGGGAGACGUUACCCAGAGUGCUGGAGACAUUCCUGUUUGAGCCGCCUGUGGGCGGUGGCCGUGCAGCGCGCCAGCUGGUGGUGGCCCUCCGCGAGCAGGCGCUGCGCGCGCGGCCCCGCCUGCCGCCGCAGCACGCGCGCGCGCUGCUGGCGCUGGUGCGCGCCGGCUCGCUGCACACGCAGCCGCCGCUGCCUAUACAAAAUGAACAAGAACUAAAGGAACGCGAAGAGUUCGCGCGCACGUGCUUCGAGACCCUCCUGCAGUACUCCAUGCUGGAGGACAUCGACACCUUCGCGGGAGUUGAGAACGACACGGACCCGCUCGCGAUAGUGGCGCUGCUGGACAGAUUCCAGGAGGUUAUAUCGAAGUACACGCAAGACGAGGACAACACGGAACCCCUUCCAAGACAUCAGCUAUCGGAGAUCUCGUUCGUGCUGAAGGCGGUGGCAACCCUCACAGAGUCCAUGAAGAAGGCGCCCCCCGGGAAGGUCGACGCUGUGGCCUGGCACAAGCUCAUAGGUGUGUACCCGUCGCUGGCGCGGCUGGCGGCGAGCGCGCGCGCGGCGGGCGCGGGCGCGGCGCUGCGGGACGCGCUGCUGCCGUUCGGCGCGCUGCUGGCGCCGCCGCUAUAGCCAGGCCCCACCACCAGGGUGCUCUACACCAUACACAUCUAGCUGCCGCCGCUCCUCGCACAGUUACGUCACAGCUUAAACCGACGUACAGAGGGCGCCACAUACCGAUAAUGAUAUAGUUAUUACAUGAAUAUAAAUUAAUAUAUUGUAAUACCAUGAACUUGUUUAUAUUAAGUUACGUUAGUUAGUUUAAAAUGUUAUAGAUAGAAAUAUAUUCGCUGUGUCGAUAUGCAACAUAUAGCAUAAAUUGUUGUCCGAAUUUAGAUGAAAUUUUGCAGGUAGAUAGACGGAAUCCUGAAUUAAAAUAGGUAAUUUUGUUUUAUUUUUUUAUAUUUGCAGAAUGGAAAAGAUUUCAGAAAAUGUAGGGAAAUCAUUUCCCUGAUUCUUUUUGUGAUAUUUUCAAAGCCUUCAUUCUUAUUUAUUCGAAAACGGCACUGACAAAUGUUGAAGGAAAAUAGUGUGUGAGUCGACAACACGCAGUGAGCUCGUGAUAAGGAUGAGGCCUGUGCCCAGUGUAUAUAGGCUGAUAUUAAUAUUAUUCUGAAUAUAUGGCGGCUACCUAACUUAUGAAACUGCUUUAUAAUAUUUCAUCUAAAAUAAACCAUGUGCAUGGUUAAUAUGCAUCCCCUCCUACAGUUAGAUAACUUUUAAAAAGAAACUGCAUGUGUAACAUGUCGACACAGUUGUAAAAAAUAUUUUGUAUUUUAUAAAAGAAAUGUUAUUAAUUUAAUUGAAAUGUACUUUAGUUCAUACACAAUGGUUAAUGUUGGUAUUACAUAAACAUACAACCUAAGCUUUGCAAAUAAGUAAUUUAUUUAUUUUUAUACUAAAUCUACCUUUAUUUUGUUUAUUUAGAAACAUAGCAAUGAGGCCUAUACAUGGAAAGAUUGCUAUACAAAAUUAACUUAAAAGUAAAAGACCAUUUUUACCCGACUGUGUCAGACAAAGGGUUUAAUGCGUGUGGUUGGUACUAUGAGAAUGAUUUUAGACUGAUAGCUUUACAAACCACUUUAUGUUAUUCCAGCAUUCUCCAUUCUGUAUUGACAAUAAAACAUUCCUAACAAUCGGUCGAUAUAUAAGUUUAUGAAUUUUGUAUAUAUUACUAUUAUUAUUUAAAGAGCUGUUACAUAUGGCAAUAUUUGAUGAAAAUCUCACGCGGUCGGUUUUCGUUUUGCAAGUUAAAUGAGGUGUGAUAAACAAAUAUUUGUAUUUUAUAUUUUAGUAUAAAUAAUACCGAAUUGUGUAAAAAUUUAGUGUUUAAAGAAAUAUUGAUAGUCGAAGUUGGAAAUUUCGAUAAAAUCUUUGUUUAUCCUGGAUAUUUUUAGUUUAGGAUAAUCGUAUUUUUUUUUCUUGAAAUCUUUUUUUUGUUAUAAACCACAAAUUUAUGUUACAAAGGCAACCUACAAAUAGUCCAAAUGAAUAUAAUAAAACGCAAUGUACCAUGAAAAAAAAAGAAUAAAUAAUUAGUAUUAUUUAUACUACGAUAUUUCUAUUUUAAGCAGCUAUAAAAUAAUAAAACCCGUUUGCACUUGCUAAGUCGCAUAUAGCAAUUAAAAUAACGAUAACUGACAAAUAAACUAGUUCAUUAAGAAAAUAUCACGCCAUAGACAAUAGCUGUUACUUAACAGUUUCUCCGGCUUAAGAUUAUGAGAAAGAUAAAAUAGAUUUAUGACAAAGAUAAAUAUAGAAGUAAAAAGUUUUCUAAAGUGUCAUACAGAAAUAAUAGAUAACAGCUUUGCUCAAAUAGAAUAAAUAUUAUAAAGAACAUGAUUCAAUGGCUUUUUUACUAUAGAAUACAAAAUGAAAUGAUCAAUGUUACAUAUUUGUAGAAAUAAAAUACUAAGUGUAGAUUCAGAAAUCAAUUAGCCAUUUGUUUACUUCAAACAGGUUAACAUUAUACGUGUCUCUUUGACUAAAAGUAAAAAAAACGCGUCUAAGGGCCGUUAACUUCUAUGUGACGAAUAAAUAUGGGCGUUUGUCAUAUUCUCGAUACAAAAGCUGUCAAAACGUCAAACAUAUUCGUUCGGUCAAAGUUAUCUGGCGAUGGAAAAAUCGGCCCUAAAAAGACAAAUGUAAUUCAUAACAAUAAAGAUUACCAAUUCAAUAUACUGCAGAAAUUUAUCAGUCGUUUAUUGAUUUGAGUUAGAAAGGCACUAAUAUUGUUGACCUUUUAUUAAAUACCGAAUAUAAAUGUAAAUUAUGGAGAUUCAAUCGCAUGUCUUCCUUGAUCUAGACUCCUACAUACACACAUGCAACACACAUAUUUUUAAUCGUUAUACAAAAUUAUAGCAGCUCAAGGUUUUUUCUAUCCUAUCAUGACUCAUAUCUGGGCAAAGGCAUAUAAAGGCAAAUAAUAACAGACCAUUACGCCAAGCAGGGCCCCGAUUUAUUGUGGCCGAUGAGUGAAUGGCAAAUGGAUUAAAUUUACGAAACCCCGACUUUUCAUAAACUGCAGUGUCAAUAGUACCGUAGCCAUAUUAAAAAUAACGAAAAUAAAUUCGUUUCGGAAACCAGAGUUAUCCUGAUAAGGCACAGAGUUUCAAUUAAAUAAUAAGUAAUAGACAAACUAAGGUUUUGUAAAAUGGCGCUAGUGUAGUUUAGAAAUAUUUUCUAUGUAAAUUAUGUAUAUAAAUUGUUAAAAUAAAGUUUUAGAUAGUA